CUUCGUAAAAAAUUUAGGCCACUCAUCUAAUAAACUUUGUAUUAGUCAUGCAGACUACAAAUUUCUCCCAAUUCAAUAUUCCAUCGAUUGUAUGGAACUCACCUCCCCCUACAACCACCAUGCUCCGUGGCAAAACUACCUCAACGCAGAGGUUAUCUCCGCCCAACGCGGUGGCUUCAACCACAUCUCGUCACCAGGUUACUCACUCAAUGCCACCAGAAAAAUUGGAAAUCUUUAAGUCAUUAGAACCUUGGGUUUUCGAAAACAUCCUCCCCUUCCGCAAGCCCAUAGAGAAAUGUUGGCAGCCCAUUGAGUUUCUCCCUGACCCAUCUCAAGGGCCCGAACAUUUCGAGGAAGAAGUUCGGGCCCUAAGGCAACGAGUUUUAGGGCUUUCGGAUGAGUACUUUGUUAUGCUUGUGGGUAAUAUGCUAACUGAGGAUGCUUUGCCUACUUAUCAGACCGCAAUUAAUACAUUUGAUGGAGUACGCGACGAGACUGGAUCGAGCCCAUGUCCAUGGGCAAUUUGGACUCGGGCAUGGUCCGCUGAGGAAAAUCGACAUGGUGAUCUGCUACGAACUUAUCUUUAUCUUUCAGGGAGAGUGGAUAUGUUGAUGGUCGAGAAAACACUACAAUACUCAAUUGGAGCUGGAAUUGACGUCGGAGUAGAGAAUAAUCCAUACAUGGGUUUUGUGUACACGUCAUUUCAAGAGCGAGCCACAUUUUUAUCGCAUGGUAAUAUGGCUAAGCUAGCUAUAGAGGGCGGAGACCCCAUGCUAGCGCGUAUAUGUGGAACCAUUGCAGCAGAUGAGAAGCGUCAUGAGAAUGCCUACACAAAAAUUAUUGAAAAAUUACUUGAAAUAGACCCAAACACAACUAUGAUAGCCAUUGCCUAUAUGAUGAAGAAGAGAAUCACAAUGCCACUGCACCUCAUGUAUGAUGGACAAGAUCCAAAUAUAUUUAAGCACUUUUCAGCAAUUAUCCAAAAGCAAGGGGUUUACACAUCUCGUGAUUAUGUUGAAAUAUUAGAAUUUUUCAUAACAAGAUGGAAAUUGGAAAAACUUGAAGGCUUGACAACGGGGGAGGCCAGACGUGCACAGGAUUUUGUGUGCAAACUUCCAAGUAAGAUUAAGAGGUUUGAAAAUCGAAAUAAUAUAUUAGACUCACAUCCGGUGAAGCUUAGUUGGAUUUUUAAUAAGCAGGUUUGUGUUUAAAUGUAUAUAUUAAUUUGUAAUAAAUACUUAUGUAAAAUUAAAACUUGUUCGUAGUUAAUUUAACUACCACCAGCCGAACAUAAAGCGAA
Molecule: messenger RNA, 1300 nt
Organism: Solanum lycopersicum (tomato)
Lineage: Eukaryota; Viridiplantae; Streptophyta; Magnoliopsida; Solanales; Solanaceae
Product: stearoyl-[acyl-carrier-protein] 9-desaturase 6, chloroplastic-like
Biological process (GO): fatty acid metabolic process
Cellular component (GO): chloroplast stroma
Molecular function (GO): stearoyl-[ACP] desaturase activity
Source: RefSeq, a predicted model, not a curated record